CUUUGGUUUCUGUCUUCAGUCUGUCAGAGGAAGCAGAAGAGACGCAGCACUCUGUCUCUGCUCGCACCAACAUUUGCCCUCUGGAUAGUUUAAGACAGAAGAAAGAUUAACAGCUGGAAUAACUGAAAAAUAUGGAGGGAACCACAGACCAAGUUGUGACAGCAGCCUCUACAGCCAACAGCUCUGAAUUCCUGGACUCCAACUUUCGCUACAUGCUGUUCUCUGUUGUUUACAGCAUCUUCUUUAUUGUGGGCUUAUUGGCUAAUGUGUAUGUGCUGUUUAUCCUCCAAUGCCUGCGUGAUGCAAAGGGCAUGGGAGAGAUUGGCAUCUACAUGACCAACCUGACCAUUGCGGAUCUACUUUUUGUGUGUGCCCUUCCCUUCUGGAUCGGUUACUAUAGCCGUGGAGGCCACUGGAUUUACAAGGACUUCCUGUGUGGACUGACGGGUUCAUUCUUUUUCAUCAACACCUAUGGCACCAUCCUCUUUCUGGGAGCCAUCAGUCUGAACAGAUACUGUGCGGUGACUCAGCCUCUGAAUAUGACGGCUUGGAAUCACAGACGUCGCGGGAUCAUUGUGUGUGUUCUGAUCUGGCUGUGCACGGUGUCCAUGGCCAUUCCACACCUGACAUCAGAGGGGACGCACACUGAUAAAGACAACCUGACGCGAUGCUUUGAAGGCUACCACAAUGAAACGGACACAGAGAAGCGGAAGGUUGCUGUUACUCAUUUUUUAAUCAUUGGGUUGUUUUUCGUUGUUUUUUUCCUUGUCAUGGUGUGCAACCUCCUCAUUGUUCAAGCCUUACUCUCUCAAAAGCCUCCUCAAACAGAGUUACGAUCUGAAACAUUAAUUUCCAAAAAGUCCAACAAGACUCUGUCCUCCUCGGGGAGAAGACAGAGAGGGGUGAAACAACGAGCCUUGCAGAUGCUGCUGGCAGUGGUGGGUGUGUUUCUUCUGUGUUUCCUGCCUCACCAUGUAGUCCAAGCCCCCUGGGUGCUGGCGGUGCUGAAGAUCAAAGAAGGAUGGGGCCAUGUGGACUGGAACCAAAACACCCUUCAAACUUUAAAUGAUGCCCAUCAGAUCACAUUGGUUCUAAUGGGCCUCAACUGCAUUUUGGAUCCUGUGAUUUAUUAUUUUGCCACAAAGAAGUUUAGGAGGUUUAUUAUGGCACACCUGAAGAAGGUAGUAAAGGGAGAAGGGUGCUCCAACACACUCAACAUACAGAACUCUGUGGAGAGCAGAAAUCACAGCCAGAGACUGCAUAGUGUUCAACUGCAGCCCACCUUAGAACAACCCAAUCAAUCGUGAUGGGAGAAGAGACAAUAGAAUUUAGAUACAUUUGUACAAAUUCUCAUGAUGUUAAUAGAAAAACCUGUUGAAUGCUGUAAUUUAUUACAAAUUAUAGGUCUAGUAUGGAGUUUUAAGCUAGUCCCCUGGCAGUCUGUGAAUUUUUACUGUUAUGAAUUUAUGUUUCUACAUAUCUACUGAUCUGUUCUCAAUUAUAGUACUCAAUGGGAUCACAUUUUUAUGGAAUUUUAUGAAAUAACUCUUGCAUAUUAUCUUAAAAAUAACUUGUUUCCAUGUGUCAUCUUAUGCUCCAAGGCUGGGAAAUACAUGGAUGAAGCAAUAUUGUCUUUUACGUAUUGGCAGUUAAAAAUAUUCUGGUACUAAACAUCAAUGCUUCGCAAUAUGAAGGCGCUCCAAGCUAAUUUUUCUGUUUGUGAUUUAAUAUUACACCACUGAUGUCUCAAAAAAGUAUUGAGGUUUAUGUAUUUCAUAAGUCCUCUGAAGGAUUGGCAGCAUGUAAAGCCAGGGGGUACAGUAUCUGGGAUAGGCUCCAGGAACCCUGUGACCCUGACAGGGAUUCAACGGGUUCAGAAGAUAAAAAGAUCUACAUAUGGAUGAAUGGAUGGAUGGAGGGAUAGUAAUCAUGACUACAGGUACUUCCUAAAUCGUAAAGCUGACAUAGAAAUCGUUUUUUCAAACCUCAUCCUUUUCCCCAAUUUUUGUCCAUUUAACACCUUUUAUUUCUUUUCUCAUAUUUGUGUUUAUUGUAAAUAACUGUAAAUGGAUUUAUAUUUUACUGGGAUUUAUGUAUUUUUAAACAUUUUUACAAUUUUUUUCCUCAUCUUUGGAAAAUAAAAUGUGCUUCAUCCCAAAUACUGAAAACAGAUCUAUGCUCAUUAAGACUGAAUGACUGUAUUGAGUAAUGUAUGAGAACUAUUAGAAGAUUUGUAUGCUACUUUUUACGUACGUGAUGUAUUUUAUUUUUUGUAAAAAAGAAAAAAAACAUUCUGUGAUUACAUUUUUUUUACCAUUACUUUGGUUUUGAGUAUUAAUUUAAUACUACUUUCCUCAACCUUUUAGAUUUCACCUUAAAAGGUUGUUUGUAGUAAUUGUAAGAUGCUGUGUGACUGUUUAAAACAUUCUGAAAUAGAUGGUUGGAUUUAGCUUUGCUUGCCAACACAAAACCCAACCAUUUACACAGCUACAAGUAACAAGAAACAGACAUACUCUGCAUGCAGUAAUUAAGAAAAGGUGGAAACCCCCAAAAGUGGUGCAACUUUCUAGCUGUGAGGGAACAGUGUUUUCAGCCUCUCCCUUAUGACAGUUUAGUGAACUUUUCAGAGAUGGGCUGUGCAUUGCACCACUUGUGUACUUCCUUUUUAAAACAAAGCAGAAGUUUUGAGAGCAGAUGGACGGAAAUCACUUAGAAGGCUUCCUAAAAUGAGGGCAAUUUAAAAGGAGCUGUUUUCACAUUCAUAUGAUAAAAAGAUCUUUCUCAGAACAUACACCUAAAAUAAAUAGUUGUGCCAUUGUCAGUGUUUUCCCUGUACGAGUGGAAGUUGGGACAUCAGGGAACAAAGGUUUCCUGGAUUACAUUUCAUCCUUUCGUUGCCACGUCUAUGACUCAUGCAUGGUUAAUCAUUUGAUUCACAGCAGUAAAGAAGCCACUCCUGUAUUUUAUUACUUUUGUUUUGUGUUUAAGGUUGUUGGAGUUUUUUAUUAAACCAUAUUAAUAAG
Oryzias latipes (Japanese medaka) is the source of this 3023-nucleotide messenger RNA. RefSeq names its product platelet-activating factor receptor. Gene Ontology annotation, cellular component: membrane. NCBI's taxonomy places the organism in Eukaryota, Metazoa, Chordata, Actinopteri, Beloniformes, Adrianichthyidae. Gene Ontology annotation, biological process: chemotaxis; G protein-coupled receptor signaling pathway. The record is from RefSeq and is a predicted model, not a curated record. Gene Ontology annotation, molecular function: platelet activating factor receptor activity; G protein-coupled purinergic nucleotide receptor activity.